AUGACUGACAAAUUCGAAAUAUUGUUCCACGCUCGUGGCCUAAACAAUGCGCGUACGUCCUCUCCCUCUUCACCGACCCGCGAUCGAUCUCUCAGCGACGGCAGCACCCAAAGUACGCACGACUACCUCGAAAUCCCCAGUCAAACGAACACUCCUACGAUACCACACUCCCUUAUUUCACCCGCUUUCACCCCUCCAGCUACCCCUUACAGCCUCACAAAUGCUUACCUGCCGACUAAAUUGUCGUCAUCGACGACAGAGUAUAGAGAUCGCAUGGUCAAUACGAAGCCACCCAAAUUGCUACCACGCCUACCAAAGGUUGAAUGUAUCGUUCGUGCGCGUAUCCCGACAACGGGGGGUGCGGAAAUGUUUCUGCAUCUCUAUCACAAUGAUGCGGAUAAUAAGGAACACUUGGCAAUCGUGUUUGGAAGCUCGAUUCAUAGCCGGAGUUUGAAUAGGGUGCGACCCGGGGAGACGGAGAUGGAUCGCAUGAUUCGUGGGGCGUAUGUGGGGAGAUUGUAUCCGGGGAGGCAGAAUAGCAGGUUUGAUGGAGGAAUGGUUGACAGGAAAAGCUCGUAUGACUCUCAGGGAGCUGUGCACAAAGGACGUCUUCUCAACGGGUGGCGUUGA
Histoplasma mississippiense is the source of this 630-nucleotide messenger RNA. Its product is annotated as GTP cyclohydrolase-2. The transcript has 2 exons. NCBI's taxonomy places the organism in Eukaryota, Fungi, Ascomycota, Eurotiomycetes, Onygenales, Ajellomycetaceae. Bases 1 to 630 code for a protein of 209 amino acids. The record is from RefSeq and is a predicted model, not a curated record.